AUUGUUUUAUGUGUGGCUUGGCAGUGCAAGGCCCGAAGAUGGCUGCAGGAUCAGGCGCGUCAAGCGGCCAAAGUCGUGGUUUGCCUGUGGCUCUGGAGUCAACUUUGGACCGACGGUUUCAAGGAGUGUCGAACACAAUGGAAUCAAUUCAAGGACUAUCAAAUUGGUGCAUUGAGAACAAGAAAUACCACAGCCUUAUCGUGCGUUACUGGAUUAAAUGGUUGAGGAAAUCUGAGGCUUCUCAUCGGCUCAAUUUGUUCUACCUCGCCAACGAUGUCAUUCAGAACUGUAAGAGGAGAAAUGCCAUCGUCUACCGUACUGCCUUCGCCGACGUACUCCCUGAGGCCUUCCAGCUGGUCAAUAAUGUCGGAGACUCUAAGGUGAUGAAGUCGGUCGACAGGAUAUUAACCAUCUGGGAGGAGAGGAGUGUGUACACAGAGCAGCUUAUAGCUGAGCUGAGGUCCAGUCUUGUCAAAGAAGAGUCACCUGCUGCUGUGGAGACACCUAAAGCUCCAGUCAACCCUAAGGCUGCUCUUCAAUCUAAGAUUGUAGCUGAAUUUGUCCCCCAGGCUUUCAUCGAUCACCUCUCUAAGUACCACAGCUCUGUGGAGGAGGUGUCACUGAAGGAGAAACAGCUGGCAGCCAUGAGGGUGGACGUUUGCAGCACUGAGGCCCUCAAGAGACUGAAAGAUAAGGCAGGAGGAAAGAGGCACUCCAAGGACUUUGAGGAUGGCAGUGCGAAGUUAAAGGAGUUUGUUGCCUUCCUUGACCGGCAGAUCAAAGGAGGGCCCCCUCUGUUGGAUGCUCUUGGCAACGCAGAUAUUUUCUACGAGAUGCAGUAUAAGGAGGUCAAGAUAGUCGCCAAUGCCUACAAGACGUUUGCCAACCGGGUGUCCCACCUCAAGCGUAAGCUGGACAGCCUCAAGGCCACCUUACCAGACCUGGAUGAGUCGCCCAUCCCCUCGCCCUCGAUGGACGCACCCUCUCCCAAUGGCUCAGAGUCCCCGUUCCAUGGCCUGGCUGACCCAGACUCCGACCUGGAUGGCCUGGCCAUGGAUGACGAGGCGGACAUCACUUUAGGGGAAGCACCAAGCCCCCUGUCCUCCCCUGGUGGCUCCCCCGAGCAGGGCUUCACCGUAGGGGACUCAGACAACCGCGACGUGGAGGACAUGGAGCUCUCGGAUGAGGAGGCAGAGAACGUCAAUAUCAUAGUUGAGGAGCGAGUUGAAAGUCUCAUCCCAGCUCCAGUCCCCAUUCCUGUGCCUGUUGUCACACAACUGCCACUGGCCACAGAGGCAAAGUCUGUUCCACAGGCCACACCCUCCCCAGCUCUCGUGACCCCUUUGACCCAUACAACCAACAUAUCAGGCAACCUCGCCAAUGUGGACCUGGGUAAAAUUAGCUCCAUUCUCAGCAGCAUCACAUCUGUCAUGAAGAAACCAGGAGUGAGUCCAGGUGGUUCUUUGGUCUCCCCCUCUCCAGCCAGGACCAUCCCUCCUGCCCCAGUAGCCCCCCAGGUAGCCAGCCCUCUGACCAGCAUCCUGUCUAAAGUGGACAUGACUCCUGAGGAGCUCUUCGGUGCACUGUCCGAAUCCCAGGGGCAGGCCAGCGGGCUGAAGGGCCUCUCCACUCGUCUGAACAGUCCAGCGGAAAACCUCUCCUCAAACUCCCCCAGUACAGGCAAGCUCCCUCCCUCCGCCUCCACCCCUACAGCACCCUCUCGAGGCCUUCCUCUCACCUCUUCUACGCUCGAACCAAACCCAUCAGCCCCUGCAGUGGGGAACACCACCGCCGUCCCUCAGGCAGCGUCCCUUCCCCAGUCCACACUGCCUUUAGCCAUCGGCCCUCAUAGAGGGCCGGUCCUGGGGCAGGAGAAAGAAGAAAAGCCUUCCGCUUCCAGCCUGGAGUCUAAGAUCCACAGCUUCCUGCAGGGUAAUCCUGGCUUUAAUGCCUUUAACCUGGGUUUGGCUAGUGUGGCCGUCCAAGCGGGAGGCAGCACCCUCAGCCCCUUAGCGGGUACAGAGACCCAGGGGGGCACUCCGGUACGGGACGAGGCCGGAGGAGGCACCCCCACCCUGGAUGAGAUCAUGGACACUCCGGGAGGAGCAGAGCCCUUCCUGGCCAAACAAGGUCAGGUCUCUGGGGUUCCUAAACCAGAAGAUGGCAGCCUGUCUCUGUCUCCAACUGCCUGCCAUAACCAAGCUUGGCAGGAUCCCAACACUCAUGGCCAUUUAGGACUACAUCCAGGAGCGCCUAAUGGUCAAGGGUACCACCAGUUGCCUUAUGAAGGGAAGGAAGAGAUGCAUGGAAUAGCUCCUUCUCUCAGAGAGUCUGGAUUGGCCCAUUACCAGCCCAUCACGACACAGGUGUCAGCCCCAACCCUUGGGGAGGGGUUACUCAGUAACACACCAGGAGGGCCUCCGGCAGGGCCAAACGCUGUCGUGAGUGAAGGAGGAUGGUAUGGUAAUCCCUACCCAGAGGGACAGGCCCUGCAUCCCAGCAACCACAACAUGGCUGCCUCAGGUGCAGGAGAUGGCAAAACCCCCAUGUCAGGACUGUAUGCAUACCAGGGGGAGGGGCAGACGCAGCCCUACCAAACAAGAGAUCCUCAUGCUCUGCCUUUCCAGCAGGGGGCCAACCCCUCAAGCUUCCUCAACAGUCCCCUGCCCCCCAUUCCCCAGCUACCCCCACCGCCCUUCCCUGGGAUACCAGCCCCACUGCAGGACUACCAGGGCCCGCCCGCGUCUGUGAUGGUGCCUGUGGAGGCAACUUCACCAAACCCUGAGAUUGAGGAUGACAGGGCGGGCGUCAGUACAUUGGGUGGUCCGGUGAUUAUCAGUGACCCCUAUCACCCUGAUGACUUUCGCCGUCACCAGGAUGUCCUUCAUCGCCACGCGGAUGACCCAUAUCACCCUGACGAUUUCCGUCGUCACCCCGAUGACCUCCACGGCCACUCCGAUCUACUCCGUCAUCCUGACAACCUGCAUCACCUUGACGACUUCCAUCGCCAUCCCGAUGACCUCCACCGGCACCCUCACGAUCUCUGUCACCCAGAUAAUCGCUAUUAUCACCCAGAUGAUUUCCACCAUCUACCUGUAGACGAUCCUCAUUAUCCUUAUAGAGUCAGAGAGCGCCUCACUCCCCCUCUCUCCCUCAGAAGACCCUUACUACUAUAACUACCCGCCACGCAGCCCUUCCCCUCCAUAUGGUCACAGACACCCCCUUCCCCCUCACAUGAACCUGCACCACCCUGACCACAUGCCCCUGCCU
Messenger RNA from Oncorhynchus nerka (sockeye salmon), 3270 nucleotides. It is a transcript of the gene rprd2a, whose product is annotated as regulation of nuclear pre-mRNA domain containing 2a. The record is from RefSeq and is a predicted model, not a curated record. Gene Ontology annotation, biological process: mRNA 3'-end processing. Bases 9 to 3176 code for a protein of 1055 amino acids. Gene Ontology annotation, molecular function: RNA polymerase II complex binding. Lineage: Eukaryota; Metazoa; Chordata; Actinopteri; Salmoniformes; Salmonidae. The transcript has 10 exons.